CAGACCAUAAAAAAGAACACUCCAAGAGAAAAGCUCAUCAAUUACACACUGCUUCCUCUCUCUCUCUCUUGGUUUCUGAGUAGUGAGAAUUGGUUGAAAAUGGGGAUGAAGAGAGGGAAAGAGGAGAAGAAGAAGAAGGGAAGAAGGGCAUGUUGUGUGAGAGAGGGAGUGACCAAAGGAGCGUGGACUCCCGAAGAGGACAUGAUUCUUGUUGACUUCAUUACACAGAAUGGCCAUGGCACUUGGCGAAAUCUCCCUCUUCUUGCAGGUCUCCUCCGCUGUGGAAAGAGUUGUCGUCUUCGCUGGACCAACUACCUUCGACCUGACAUCAAACGCGGUCCCUUCAGCGCUGAGGAAGAGAAUACGAUUAUUCAACUGCACGGGGAGCUUGGUAACAAAUGGGCUAUCAUAGCCUCUCAUCUCCCGGGAAGAACAGACAAUGAUGUGAAGAACUUUUGGAACUCACAUUUGAGGAAGCGCUUCGACAGCAAGGCCCUCGACCAGCCAUCCUCAUCUUCAAAGUCAGUUGACACAAAAUCAGGUUCCCCUAAUUGUCACAAGGCUCAGUGGGAGGGUGGGAGGGUUGAGGCCGAGUCUCGUCUCUCUAUCCCGUUAAACAACAGCAAAGGCGACUACUUCCUAUGCCUGUGGAACAGUAAAGUCGGAGAAUCAUUCAGAAACAUGCACGAGGGUGGAGAUGGAUGUGGUGGAGCUGCCUCUCUCCGUUCAACAUCACAGUCAUCGUCAUCCUUGACCAUAGUUGACUCGACCAAUGUUAUAGAGCCGUGCAAGACCUCCAGCCCGGUGGAGAUGAAAGUCGAGCUUUGGGACUGCAAGAAGGAAACAGAGGACAUUGCUGCGUUUUCAGACACAUCGAAGCCAUAUGAGGUUGAUGAUUCAUCUGAUGCAAUGCUGAAGCUGCUGCUGGAUUUCCCUGUCGGAGGAAAUGACAUGGAAUUUCUUGAAGCACCCUCCUUCUGAUUGUCUUUUUGAUCAUGAAAUGUAGCUUCUCCAUCUGGAUUUCAUACAUCUUCUUAGUUAUUGUGUUUUGGAUUUCUACUGCAGUUUCUGGGAAAGAAUCAUGUAAAAUGUAACAUUUUUUGUGUGAAAA
This is a messenger RNA of Salvia splendens (bonfire salvia), 1111 nucleotides long. Its product is annotated as transcription factor MYB17. NCBI's taxonomy places the organism in Eukaryota, Viridiplantae, Streptophyta, Magnoliopsida, Lamiales, Lamiaceae. The transcript is spliced from 4 exons. The coding region runs from base 100 to 981 and encodes 293 amino acids. The record is from RefSeq and is a predicted model, not a curated record.